UAAUAACUUUUCGAACAAUUUUCAAUAUGACAAACAUGAGGAAUUGGCAGCACUGUCAAGUAGUCAGUGAGUUUUCCGAGCUCGUUUCUGUUAAAGCUCGUCCAUUUGUUCUCGAACGUUCGCGAAGUGUGAAGCGUCGUAUACUAGAACUCGUAUUGAAAAAUUAAAAUCAAGUUCGAACAAGAUAAUGGCGUUGAUAAAUAUAGAAAUUGAAAUGCUGAACGGUGAUGACCAGCUUGAUGCUGCAGAAAAUAUUGAGGUUCAUGUCGUUGGCAUGGCGGAAAAUAUAACUUUUAAGAUUGAUAAGAAAAAGCCUUUACGUAAGAUGAUGGAAGAUUUCUGUUACGUUAUGAGUGUUUCAAUGGAGUCCAUUAUCUUCUGUUACAAGGAUUAUCCGCUUUCUGGGGAUGAGACACCUAUCUCUUUAGGAUUGAAGAACAAUGACAGCUUUGAAGCAUUUCAAUUAAAAGUCGGUGAUUUUUAAUGAUAUUAAAAAAAUGUUUUUAUGGUCUCAAUAUAUGUUAAAUACAUGUCAUAUUACUCAUAAAGAAUA
Teleopsis dalmanni is the source of this 553-nucleotide messenger RNA. Its product is annotated as ubiquitin-like protein SMT3. NCBI's taxonomy places the organism in Eukaryota, Metazoa, Arthropoda, Insecta, Diptera, Diopsidae. Gene Ontology annotation, molecular function: ubiquitin-like protein ligase binding; protein tag activity. Gene Ontology annotation, biological process: protein sumoylation. Gene Ontology annotation, cellular component: nucleus. The record is from RefSeq and is a predicted model, not a curated record. The transcript has 3 exons. The coding region runs from base 188 to 484 and encodes 98 amino acids.